ACGUGAACCGCGUACAGUGCACUGGAGCUGUUCGUGGAGACAGCAAGGAAAUCUACCCGUGAAGCCGAACCAUGGCACAAACCGUCGUUUAAGGGCUGUGACUAAAAAUUGCCAUUAGGCUACUGUGAAAGGACACCUGGGAUACCUUGGGAACUUAAGUCGGACAGCUGGUGACAUCUGUGGGCGUUGUCUUAUUUGGUCCUCGCGGACGGCUUUCGUGGGGAGAAAAAAACUGACUUGGAACUACACACCUGCCGGCGCCGACGCACUCUGUGUGACUGAAAAAGGGAGGAUGAAACUAUCAGACAGCACGACGAGGAGCAGCAGUGUUCCCACACGUGAAUUUAAGUAGGGCUACAUUCUGGGAUAUGCGGCAUCGUAACUAUUUCAUCCCGUUAUCCCCAAGCGAGCCAAAGAGUCCGGAGCGCGCGGGAGAGGACCCUAGAGCGCAGGGGUCUCUCUGUAUUGCGCACACAGUUGAGGUAACCCAGAAGCUUUGUCAUCUGGAGUUUGUAAAGCAGCAUUGCAUUACGCCAGGAACAAAUUAGCCUCAAUCUAACUUCGUUUUUGGAGUAGCCUACAUAGUUUGGAGAAAUAACGGUUUAAACACUGUAAAUACUGUAACUACUUGUAUGUACAGAGUAUACUCUGCUUAUAAAACCUUAUACAUCUUUCGGACAUAAAGUUGUACUUCAGCAGUCAUAAUAUGUCAGCUCUGAGGAAAAAAUUUGGGGAUGAUUAUCAAGUAGUGACGACUUCAUCCAGUGGCGGCGGGUUUAACCAGGCGGCCCCUGAGAAGAAAAAGAAGCGACAACGUUUUGUGGACAAAAACGGCCGUUGCAAUGUCCAACAUGGGAACUUGAGCGGCGAGACCAGCAGGUACCUUUCGGAUCUCUUCACUACCCUGGUGGACCUCAAAUGGCGCUGGAACCUCUUCAUCUUCAUCCUCACCUACACGGUAGCGUGGCUGUUCAUGGCCUCAAUGUGGUGGGUCAUCGCCUUCAUUCGAGGAGAUCUCAACCGGGCCCACGAUGACAAAUACACACCCUGUGUUGCCAAUGUCUACAACUUUCCCUCGGCCUUCUUGUUUUUCAUUGAGACAGAAGCCACCAUUGGUUAUGGCUACAGGUACAUCACGGAUAAAUGUCCGGAAGGAAUUAUCCUUUUCCUGUUCCAGUCAAUUUUGGGUUCGAUUGUGGACGCGUUCUUAAUUGGCUGCAUGUUCAUAAAGAUGUCCCAACCUAAGAAGCGGGCAGAGACUUUGAUGUUCAGCGAGCAUGCAGCAAUCUCCAUGCGUGACGGCAAACUGACGCUCAUGUUCCGGGUGGGCAAUCUCAGGAAUAGCCAUAUGGUGUCUGCUCAAAUCCGCUGCAAACUGCUCAAAUCUCGGCAGACACCCGAGGGUGAGUUUCUCCCCCUGGAUCAGCUGGAGCUGGACGUUGGUUUCAGCACCGGGGCGGAUCAGCUCUUCCUCGUCUCCCCUUUGACCAUCUGCCACGUGAUCGACUCCAAGAGCCCCUUCUAUGACCUCUCCCUCCGCUCCAUGCAGACCGAGCAGUUUGAGAUCGUCGUCAUCUUGGAGGGCAUUGUGGAGACCACGGGCAUGACGUGCCAGGCGCGGACGUCCUACACGGAGGACGAGGUGCUGUGGGGCCACCGCUUCUUCCCGGUCAUCUCCCUGGAGGAGGGCUUCUUCAAGGUGGACUACUCGCAGUUCCACGGCACUUUCGAGGUGCCGACGCCUCCCCACAGCGUCAAGGAGCAGGAGGAGAGCCUCCUGCUGUCAUCUCCGUUGACUGCGCCCUCUCUUUGCCACAGUGCGGGAGGAGGUGGUGGUGGUGGAGGUGGAGGAGGCGGAGGUGGGGGCGAGGCUGCCAGCAUCACGCUGGAGAGUUCCGACCCGCAGGGCGAGUCGGAGAGCGGCUCGGCCAACCUGGCACCGGCGCCCAUCGCACAGGGCAACGCCACCAAGCUGCCCUCCAAGCUGCAGAGGCUGACGGGGCGAGGGGGCGACGGCUCGCUGCCCGCCGGCAGCGCCGGAGGGGGCCGCGCGCUGGACGGAAUGCCCCGGAAGCUGCUGCGCAUGAGCUCGGAGAUCACGUACAACCUGGGCGACCUGCCGGUCAAGCUCCAGCGGAUCAGCUCGGCGCCUGGCGUGGCCGAGGAGCGUCUGCACGUCAGCUCGCCGCUGGUCGAGGAGAGAGCCACGCCCAAGAUCAGCAGGGCAGGGAUCGGGGCCGGCGACUCCAUGAGCCAGUCGGUGUCGGACUUGCCCCCGAAGCUGCAGAGAUUGGCCGGGGGAGGGGGAGGGGGAGGGGGAGGUAUGGGUGGACGGCUGGACGGGAACCUGCCGCCCAAAUUGCGGAAGAUGAACUCGGAGCGAUUCACAGGUUUAAGCCUGAAAUGAACGAUAUCCAGCAGUAGUCUCACGGAGCCCAGCCUGUUGCAGUACACACGAAGGGACGGCCAUUUUGGUUCAAAUGUGGGUGAAAAAUAUUACAUGGUUAAUGACGGUAAUGAUGAGUCGAAGUGUCUAAACCAACACCUCUUCAACACCUCUUGCGUUGAUUCAGACACUAAUAUGAAAUGCUAAAUGGUGCUCUUGUCAAGUUUUGUGUGGGUUUCUAGAGGCCAAGCACGAUUUCAACUUGGUCUUCUCAACCUUGUCUUAUUUUUCGCCCCAAUCAAUACCAGAAAUUAACCCUAGAUGUGUACUCUAAGGAUACAGAAGUCAGUCUUGUCGGGCUCCGUGAGACUAUUCUUGUAUGAACUCAAACCUAACAUCCCUCCUGCAAUCACUUACUCGGCAUUUACGAACGUGAAUAACAUUACCACAGACUUUAUAAUCAUCGCAGGAUUUAUGAACAAAUAACCUUUUAGCAGCUAAUUCAUUUUAAACAGGCUGGCAUGUUUGAUCACAUAGAGCAUGUAAAUUAUACGUAUAACAUAUUUAUAAUAAAUCUCUUUAGAGGAAAUAUCAACAGUCAGUCAGAUAACUUCAACAAGAACGUAUUCCAUUUACAAGGGCACAUAUAUUAUGUUUGUGUUAUAUAAAUAUUUAGUCACCUGUGGUAAUUUUCAUGCAUGUGUAGUAAGGUAAUAUUUAAAGAUAACAGCUCAUACAGAAUCAAAUAAAUACGCCUCAACUUUGUCAAGUGGGUGCAAUUCACCGUUCACUCAAAGGUGUGUUUAGCUUUGUUUGUGUUUUGGAGUCACAGCUCCACUGAGUCACAGGGACUGUCUGUUUGACUUGAUUUACUCAAAGUGGUGGGAGGUUGAAGAAUGCUAAUCUAUUUACUGACGUAUGUAGGACAUAAUCUUAUCCAUUACAGCUUUCUGCCGCAUAUGUGUUUUGAAAAACGGAAGCAAUAACAAUUGAGCUAUGUUAAGAGGAGCGUUUUAUGUUAUUUUGCAUUUCUUCUUGAUACCUCUCUGCGAUGCUUUUGGAGAACUGCACUGCGACUUACUUAUAAAUAAAUCCUAACUGAGAUUACCAGACACAAAACUCUGUGACUCAACUGUAUCCUAGAUCAGCAAACUUUCACCUACUAUACUACACACUCCUGUUAUGAGACAAACAAUAAUCUCUAUAAUAACGUUAUAGCUCUGGUAUACAUGUGUUAUAAAUGUCUUUAUAGAGUUUCCUUUUCCCACCCCUGUCAUGUGGCAUAAGACAGAGGCUACUCUGUCGGGUGCUGUCUGUCUGUAUUGGAUGUGUUCAUCAGUAUUGGUCGAAGUCUUCCUUUUCAGAAAUAAAAGUCGUGUGAU
Molecule: messenger RNA, 3768 nt
Organism: Sardina pilchardus (European sardine)
Lineage: Eukaryota; Metazoa; Chordata; Actinopteri; Clupeiformes; Clupeidae
Gene: kcnj3b
Product: potassium inwardly rectifying channel subfamily J member 3b
Exons: 3
Coding region: 707-2407 (566 amino acids)
Biological process (GO): potassium ion import across plasma membrane; regulation of monoatomic ion transmembrane transport
Cellular component (GO): plasma membrane
Molecular function (GO): G-protein activated inward rectifier potassium channel activity
Source: RefSeq, a predicted model, not a curated record